Messenger RNA from Paramuricea clavata, 4826 nucleotides. NCBI's taxonomy places the organism in Eukaryota, Metazoa, Cnidaria, Anthozoa, Malacalcyonacea, Plexauridae. The record is from the annotation of a GenBank genome assembly.
GAAUACGAAAGCAAAAUCUAAGACAAGCAGAUUGCUACUGCUUCAGUCAGUUCAUGUCAUUGGUCGGCUCAAGUGACACUGAACAGGUACGUUUAAUAGUUUAACUGUUAACUCAAUGGUCGAUACGCCUAAACAGUAAAUAAGAUAAUCGUAUGAUAAUAGUAAAUAGUGGUAAUAAUCGUAUACACGCAAAAAGUGACGUUUCUGGCUUUGCCGAAGGAUGCGACAUUUCAAAAGCUUUAAUACACAUUGUGAAGAAAUCAGUGUACAACUGAACUGUCUGUGCCAGUGUAGGUACUAGGUAAUGCCAAUCAAAUCAACAAGCUUUCGUUGAUAGGGAUGCAACUACCUGAAAAAUAUAAGGAGAAUUUCGACGUUUCGAGCGAAGCCCCUUCGUACUUUACAACUCAGACGUAGGGACCAACGAAAACUUGUUAAUUAAUGUACGAGUACCGUCAAUGUCGUAUUUCUCAACAAUUAACAGCAGUCAAUAUCUAUACCCUAACAUUGUAUUUUGAUACACUUUUUAAUGUGUAAUUAAUGUGUAAAUAUAUUAUUUAUAAAGCUGUAAAGAUGUUUUAUGUUUUUGGAAGCAAAUUCCGUUACACUAGGAACAAUUAGAUCUUCGCAAAGUCCUUUUCAAAUGACGUCACUUGAACAGUAGGAGAUUUCAGUAAUUAUCAGAUAUCAUAAGCAACAAGCGGCUUUCACGCUGCGAACUCGUGAGAUCGCGCAUGAUACGCCAACGUUUUACCAAAAUCAUGGGUUUCCCCCGUUUUUUUCCAACGAGAAUGUUGUUGUCAAAACAUCUCUUCCAUCAUAGCUGUACCCUGUGAUCGGAGUUAGAGAGGUGCCUUUAGUAAGCCUCUGACUGGUUCAGGAUGGGCUGCGUCCUUCGUAAUUCAAACUUACAGCUCUCACGUGCACGUAAGGAUGAAUAACACUCCAGCCGAUAGCCAAAGUAUACACGCAGGCCUAAAGCCGGUUUUCCACUAGGCGGAAUUUAGACAAUUCCCAUUAUAGACUAAUUUUAAAACUAGGCAAGGAGAUGCAAAUAGAUCACCACAGCUAGAAAGAGCAUACUAAAAUUAGUAAAAUUACAAAAUUUGGUUGCGAAAUGUUGUAAAAUGUGGAAAAUAUGGCCUUGCAAAGUUUGCAAAUUUUGUAUACUUUUGUAUCGCGUGCGACGUUUUCGGCCUAAAUGUGUUAGGAAUGUGGUAGGAAUUUCCGCAAGCAAUACAAAAGUAUACAAAAUUUGCGAACUUUGCAAGGCUAUAUUUUCCUCAUUUUACAACAUUUCGCAACCAAACUUUGUAAUUUUACUAAUUUUAGUAUGCUCUUUCUAGCUGUGGUGAUUUAUUUGAGUUUCCUUGCCUAAUUCUAAAAUUAGUCUAUAAUGGGAAUUGUCUAUUAGAAAAGACAAAGAGAAAUUCCGCUCCGCGCGGAAAAUUCCGACUAGUGGAAAACCGCCCUAAAGGUGGUCUGUUAAAUCCCGUUAUUUGUUAUUCCGUUUUAGAUUUUGCAAUGGGAGGGUUUAUGAGUGACUAGACGCGAAUACGUUUAUGAAACGCCAGGAACAAGUGCAACUCGUCCAGCACUGCCUACACGCCCGACUAUCCAACCCAGAUUCUUCUAAUCCUCCUACAGCUAUCAAUGGCCCAAGCUUCCCGUGCAUCAUUUCCUUCGAUAUCAUAUAGAAUUGGCCAAUUUAGUGUCUUUAUUCAAUUCCCCAUCAACCCUUGGAAAAUUCUCGGUCUAAACUCAGCUUCGUCUUCGCGCGAUGUUAAACUAGCCUUCAAAAAAAUGAUCGCAAGCGCAUCAGUUCAAAAUCAAGCAUUAGUUUCCCUUGCCAAUCAUAUUUUAACCUCGACAGCACCAAGAUACCAGCGACAGCAAGGCACGGACCUAUAUACCAUCAAAAACCCUGACCAUUUCACUGUGGCAGCGUACGGUGACACACAUACGCUUCGCAAAAUAAUCGAAAGAAACGCAUCCUUGAUUCAAUCCACAGACGAACACGGUCGCACAUUGCUAUACCUAGCUUGUAAAUCAGGCUUUACUGAUAUAGUGAAAAUGCUGCUAAAAAAUGACGCAGAUAACAAUAAGAUCCAAAGAGAUGGUAGCACACCCCUUCACGCUGCAGCAUAUUUUAGUCACCCUGGAGUUGUUGAGCUGUUGCUUGAAUAUGGCGCGCGAACUGACAUCAAAAACGCAUGGGAUCAAACUGCUUUGGAAGAAAGUGCGACAAUAGAAAUAAGGAACAUGAUUGAAAAUCCACCCCCGGACCUUAUCAACAGCCUGGCAGGUAUAAUGAAGGAAAGAAAACUUGUCUCUGAAUUUAAAGGAUACAGAACCAAACCAAGCGAGCAAAUGUACGCGAUAGAGUUCAUCCGACAUCCAAAUGUUUACGACGCAGAAACACGCGCAAAAUUACCAGAAUUUAUGCAAUCUUGGAAGCUGACCUGGCACGGCACUCGGUAUAAAAAUCUGGAAUCAAUCAUGGAACACGGUCUUCUUCCAGCUGGAAAGAAAGGUAUCAAACCACCGUCUGGUCAUUUCGCUUUAGGUAAAGAGUAUCAGGGAAUUCCGAAUUGGGCUGCGGCAAUAUUUGUCUCCCCCAGUAUCUGGUACGCUGCUGACAAUGCUUAUGCAGAGAAAGUGAAAUCACAAGGUGACGAAUGGUGUGUACUGAUUAAAGCUUACUGCAAACCUGGCAGUUACGGGCGGUACGAUCCGACCGUAUUCAGGUAUUUAAAAUUUUUAAUUAUAUCGGAAUUGUAUUAUUCAGCUAUCAUGAGUUCUACUACAUCUAACGAAACGCACAAAUGUUAUCAUCUUCGUCUGCCACCAAAGAGUGUCCCCUGCUGCUACUCAAGGCGAGAACGAUUUUUUAACCCUCCAAUUUGUCGAACAAAUCGGUUUAAGAACACCGGCUUUUAUUCCAUCAACUGUCAAGCCUUGUUUAGAAACUCCUAAUUUUACAAACCAUAAAGUAUUGAAUCAGAUCAUGUAGUUAAUGAAUUUAUUAUCAGUUUAAAUUUUAGGACAAAUUGUAAAUUAGUAAAGUUGUUUUAAAUAUAUUAUUCAACUCCUAUGUACUGAUUUAAACACGAGCAGGGAUGCUUUAUCAGAUAUCUAAAACACGAGAGCGCAGUUUUAUAUCUGAUAAAUCACGGACUGCGAAUGUUUUAAAUGGCUUACAAAACGACCCAUCUGAUGAGUUCAUUGGCGAAGUAAUUUAAAAAAUAAACUUGUCUAAGCCGAAAAAACCAAAGCUAAAGUUUAUGUCAAUUAACAGGAUAUUUUAUCACAUAUAAAACCACCAACACGGCAGUGAUUUCAUUUGUCUUUUUAACUUUAACUUUGCAACACGACGCAAUUCAGCUCUUGCGGGCUGCAAUGUUUGUGAUUAUUACGUUUUUUUAUUUACGAUUAGCCAUUAGGUAUUUUAAAGAUCAGGGUUUAUAUAUAACUAACAAUAGCAAAGGGCCCAAAAUAGAACCUUGUGGAACUCCAUAGUUAUCUUUUCAGAAAACACUAUCUAUUAUUGCACAGUGCUGGCUCUCCAUUAUUCAGAUAUAUUUUAGCUUGUUAAAGUUUCAAAUUUUAAUUUUUAAGUUACGCAAAGAUGGAAAAUGAACCAGAAUACUCUGAAUACCGAGUGCCAACAGUUGGCGACAGGAAAGAUGAGGAAACAGUGAUUUUACGUGUGGAAUCUGAACGUAAUGUUGUCGUCUGUUCAGUGCUGUUUAUUCGCACGAGAAAGUUACAAGAUCCAAGUAUAAGUUUCGAUGAAAUGACGAACUUUUUUAAAGAGUGAGUAUUAUGCCAGUUAUCCUUUGGGCGCUUGGCGUCCUAGAAAAUGGCCGACUCUUGAGAUAUUUAUAAGAAAUCUAUACAAAAUUUAAUUUGUAUUGGCCCAUAUUUUCGCGAAGAACCAUCGUGAAAAACAACUCUAUUUCUUCUGUUAAACGAAGUAAGUCAUUAUAUCUUGUGAAAUGUUGCGAUUUUUUAUGCAAUAUGUUCGUAAUGAAGGUAUAUUCAUCAGAUACAGCCGAAUGAGACACAAGCGUGCUAAGAGUCACUGGCAUUAUAAUGUACUCACUUUUUACAGCGCCUAUAUCACUUGCUUUUACUUUACCAACCUCGUACCCAGGGCUUCUUUGGGCUUCUGCGCUUAUUGCUCUCAGCGCAGAAGCCCUGGGUACGAGGUUGGAUCUUUACGCAUUUGAGCAAAAAAUGUUAAUGAGGAAUCGACUGGGAAAUUAUAUUCAGAUAUUUUCCCGCUAUUACUCACUACCUGCGAAUAUUUCGAUAAAAAUCUGUGACACUGGUAUAACUCAUAAAUUGUUAUUUUUCGUUCUAAGUACAAUACAUAAUAUUUGCACAUAUUGAUAAUUAUAAUUAAGAUUAAUUAACAAACUGACAAAGACACUGUGCAUGGAAUGAAAAUGUACGUUGGAAUGGUCAAUGCCAAAUAUAUAUAUAUGCAGUGGCAGACCAAACUUAGAUGUUAGUGCUAUAUAUAUUUACAAUUGAUUUCUCAUUAAAUUUAGCGAUAUAGUAGCAAUUAUAGUGUAUAUUAAUUCGCGUGUCUAUGCAUAUAUAUUUCCAGUUUCACUGCGUGCCUCCCGAAGAAAUCGCGUCUCAGUACAGGCGUGAAUUCAUAAUCACGGCGCUCAAAUUUCCCAAUUGGUGAGUUUCAGUAAGCGUUGCACGACAGCUGAUGGUGAUCAACAGUUGAACUGAAGGGCGGCCAAAAACAUAAAUGAGCAUGCACACAUUUCUCUACUGCAAGAAUGAAGAGAAUUGGCCUUUCUCACGCC